AGACAACAUAGACAUUUGACAGACGGCAAGCCGCGAACUAAAGCGAAGCCGGGAUUGUAACGCUGUUUGUUAGCGUUUGUUUCUACAGUUUGUGUCAUCAAAUAGUAUUCGAAAAUGGCUUACAAAGGUCCACCGAAAGUCCAAAAGGUGAUGGUGCAACCCAUCAACCUUAUCUUCAGGUAUCUACAAAAUAGAAGCAGAGUUCAAAUUUGGUUGUACGAGAAUGUAAAUCUUCGAAUCGAGGGACACAUCGUGGGAUUUGAUGAAUACAUGAACAUAGUAUUGGACGAAGCCGAAGAGGUACACAUGAAGACCAAGAAUAGAAAACAGAUUGGAAGAAUAAUGAUGAAAGGGGACAAUAUAACAUUGAUACAAAACGUAAAUCCUAACGCGUCAGUGUGAUAGGUUAUAAAGUUUAGUUAUAAGUCCAUUCCUCGAGGUAUAAGAAAAGAACUUAAAUUUAUUUUUCAAGAAUGUGAUGUUUCAUCCUUGUCCAACACAAACAUCUGAGUUUACCUUAUUAAAGUUAAGAUUAAUUGCCAAAA
Trichoplusia ni (cabbage looper) is the source of this 545-nucleotide messenger RNA. It is a transcript of the gene SmE, whose product is annotated as probable small nuclear ribonucleoprotein E. Lineage: Eukaryota; Metazoa; Arthropoda; Insecta; Lepidoptera; Noctuidae. Gene Ontology annotation, cellular component: U4 snRNP; U2 snRNP; U4/U6 x U5 tri-snRNP complex. The transcript has a single exon. Bases 115 to 402 code for a protein of 95 amino acids. Gene Ontology annotation, biological process: mRNA splicing, via spliceosome; spliceosomal snRNP assembly. Gene Ontology annotation, molecular function: RNA binding. The record is from RefSeq and is a predicted model, not a curated record.